UUUCUAUGAGAAUUCGAUACCAAAGAAAUUACCAAAACCUAUUUAAUUUAUAAUUCGAUAAUCUGAAAUCAAAAUGCCAGAGAUAGGAGCAAUGAUGCGGGCGUUAGAGCUGCAGCGAUUACUCGAAGACAAAGUGACUGAGUGGCGGGAGAGGUCAACGAGGGUCGCCGGGGCGAGCGUGGCCGAGUCUUAUCAACAACCGCUCAACUUCAAGCGACACACAAACAGACGCAAAAACAGCGCUGAAAUAAACAGAAUUAUCGCAAAGUACUCGAAGCCCAACAAGCGGACAGUCGAGCCAAUCGUUGCACAGAUAAAUAAUGUUCAACCGCCGCAACGCCCUACCAGACAGAAAAAGAUUCAAUCCAAUUUAAAAUUAUCCAAGAGCGAAGAUAACCUCGUGCAAGCGACGAUUAUGGAUCACCCCGACCCCUCAGCGGAAUGUAAGUCGCGAUUUAACUUCAGCAAAUACAACGCCAGAAGCUGCGAAGACGUCACUGCGUUUGUUGACAUCGAACGCAACAGAAAAAGCAGGCAUUUUGAAGAAAACAGCAUUCUCAACGCGAAAGUCGUAACUCCAGAAGUGCCUAUACGAAUAAAAAGAUUACAAAGUAUCAGUGAGGAUGGAUUAGGCACAUCCACAUCUAAUCUUAAGGACAGUGGUAUAGAAGUCAGGACAUCGAAUUUUGCUACAUCGACUCCUAUUUCUAGGAGAAGAGUAGUGAGUGAAAAUGUAGCCGGUUUCGAGAAGUGUUCCAAAAAUUGUAGUGGUGAUAGUGCGUUAAGAAAAGGCAGUUCGGAACCAGAUAUUCUGAGUGUGAGUCCCAGUGAGGAGUCUGUCGGGACAGUGGGUUCUAAAAAGACUUUGAAGAGUCGGUGGAAGCUGCUAAAGCCUCCUUUUCGUAAAGGGACGUUGGAUUGUUUGAUACGUUGGCGAGGAAAGAAACAGCACGCCCAGGAAGAGAGAAUACAAGAAGUGGACGACAGCUUCUUCGAGAAAUUCGGGUCUUUAUUAAAGCAAGUGUCACUAAAAGCCGCCAUAGAAGAGGCGACCCCUCUAGCCCCUCUAAAAGAAAUCGAGGAAAAUGAUGGCGAGAAGGCCGAGGCGGAGCUUCUGGGGGAGAGCAGGAGUCUCGCGAGGGAUACUGACAGUGGGAAUGAAACCCUAUUGGACACGGACUCCGAGCCAGAAGAUCCUGAAAAGAUCGAGAGACUUGUCGAGGCAAUUGACUGGAACAUCGAUGAACUCUACCUGGAAAUCCUAUAUGAGAUCCUGCACAAUGUCGGCGGAUGUGACGUAGGCUGCGAGGCGGGGCAGCUGGCUAUGCUGUCCUAUAUUCAAGACGCCUUCAAGAUCUCUAAUGACAAGCACAAGGAACUCCUUACACAGGCGGAAGCUAAGGAACCUCCAGAACUGAUGCUAAACGUGGAACUAGUAGAGGCUAAAGACUUAGUGCCAAAGGACCCGAACGGUCUGAGCGACCCGUUCGUGACGAUAUACCUGAUGUCCAACUCCUCGCACCGGUACAACACGUCGGUUAAGUCCAGCACGCUCAAUCCUGUUUGGGAGGAGUAUUUCUCGUUGCCGAUGCGGGAAAACCUUCAGGAGGAUUCUCUUUGUUUAGAAGUCUGGGAUUUCGACCCCGCUGAGACAGUAAAAGAGAAGAUGACCAAGAUGUUCGAAGUUAAAGGGGUGAAGGGCUUCCGGAAGCUGAUGAAAGAGAUAGCCAUCACCGCCUCCUACGGCAAACAUGACAACGAACUCAUUGGCACGGCUAACAUUCCCCUCAAGUCAAUCCCAGCAAGUGGUAUGACAAUGUGGUUCAACCUCAGCAAGAAGAGCAAGCUACGGCGCCAGGGCGUGGUGAAGGUGCGGCUCAACUUCUCUUCCGAGAAGAACUCGCAGGUCGCGGCGCAGGAGCACCGCCAUCUGCUCAGGAUCAUGUUACUCCAUGAACUGGAGAAUUCCAAGGUGGCCCCAUACUGGUGGUGCGGCAACUUCAGUGGCCCUGCGGAGUCCAUAUUAACCCAGCAUGUGGCGCAAAGUGGUCUCUCGCCCACAGAGAACGCGCUCGCGCAGUGGAGUGUGUACUGCUCGCUCACUGUCGACCACCCGCUCAGCUUCGCUCUCUUCAACAUGCUGUUGGAGAAGAUCACCAAGCCUUUACAAUCUGGUCUCAUAAAAGAAGAGGACGUCAAGCUAUUCUGGGAUGGCGCCAAAAAACUGCUCCCGACAUGCUUCGGACAAAUCAGAAAGCUGAGGAAAAAGACUGCUGGCGACAACACCGUCAUGAAAACACUUAGAGAAGUCAUGAAAAUACUGUACAAAUUGUCCAUGUUAGACGUCCCCGACUCCGUUGAUCUGUUUCCUAGUAACGUGUAUGGUUGGUUGCGGAGUAAUGACAAGGGAAGGUUGACGAUUCAUGAGGUGUUGAACCAGGCGGCUAUCCAGGGCGCUUCCGAUUGGUUCGUGCAUAUUCUGGACAACAAUGAGUGCAAGGAUAAGACGGAGGAGUCAAGGUUGCAGCAUCUCAUCAGGGUGAUUCAGCUCGUGCGCUCUGAUCUGCAGAGAGCUAUUGAAUACCAUGAUAGAGUUUUCAUUGAAGUUAUGAAUUUCCCAUACUCCAAAGCGCUUUACGGACUAUACGAGAGCAAGAUCGCAUCUCUAGUGGAGCCCGAAGUAAUAGAAGUGUGUAAAAGCUUGAAGCGGCUGAACUACAGCGAGGGCUCGACGAGCAGCGUGCACCUCGCGGGGGGCCUCAACGGCGCCACGGGGCUGGGCGCGCCGCGGGUGGAGGACGAGCCGCUGGCCAUGGGGACCACUUUGUUUGAGCUGUAUCUGGCGCUGCAGAGGUUUUUGACACUCGGCCAAGGACUGAAUGAAACAGACUGGAGCUCAUACGCCAUAUCCAAAUUCCACUGGUGGUUCUUUGGCGGCGUGGCCCAAUGGCUCGACAUCGCCGCCUACAAGGCCCUGACUCGCAUCGAGAAAGCUGUAGACUUGGACCCACUAACUGUCAUUGACAGUAGCGUGAAGUACAGCAGUUCGGCUGUGGAUACGCUGCAAAUAUUUUAUCAGAUAAAGAUUUUCUGGACUCAGUUGGCGUGGCCUGAUGUGGAGGGGAGCUACACGUUUGUGGCUAAGAUUAUUGAUGACAUAUGCCGUUGCUGCGUGUUCUACUCUGACCGCAUGUCCGGCCGCGUAGACAACGCGGGCCGCGUCAGCACCGUGUUCGAGGAGCGCUUCGAGGUCACCUCCGAGUGGUGCGUCGCCAUCAACAACAUCGACUACGUGCGCCAGAGCUUGGAACCCUUCGUAGAAGAGUUGGGCAUGGACGAUAUUAUACAGAGGCUGUGCGAGUGCAAAUCUCCAGUUGAAGCGCAAAGAUGCAAAGACACCUUGCAGUGUGUUAUUGCCAACGCUAUUGAUACAGUAAAGAAUAAAAUUGUGGAGAUCCUAGAAAUAAUGGUCAAAAAGAUGAUGCCAUCCAUCACCCGGUUCCUAAUGGAGGGCGCGGAACUGCUGCACCAGGACUGCUCGAGCAUGGACCGCGUCAUGCGCUACCUCGAGGCCAACCUCGACACCCUCUACCAGCAGCUCAACAACGACAACUUCUCGAGGACCCUCGACAUCGUGUGGGAGCAACUCGGAGAGGUCCUCUACGAGUUGAUACAGGCCAACUUAGAGAAAGGGAAACUCGCCACCCGUAUCCGCUUGCUUAGGCGUAGGUAUUUCGACAAAAACAAAGUAUCUCCCAAUAGCAACUACCUCCUUUUCCGGCACCGAAAAGCAAAGAUAACUCGGUAUAUCGACCCGAGGCGCCUGACCAAAUCGGCUGCUGCCAAUUUAGAUGCGAAACGAAGACCACCCAGCUUUUUCUCCAAUCUCCACGAAUGCCUCAAAAUAAUGAUCCGAUCUUUCCGUCAAGACCACAAAGAUAUUUACUCAUCGGAGACAUUGAAACGCGUAGAAUACCUACUGAAACUUCACGGUAUGGAGACUAGAGAACUGAUACAUCAGUACCACUUGGAGAGAUGGCAGGAGCAACAAGCUAUUAAUGAACCAAAGAUGGGAAUACUCACCGUCAGAGCGCAGUUCAUUGAAGACAAUUUGAAGUUAGAAAUUUUGAACGCCAGGAAUUUGGUGGCGACAGAUUCUAAUGGUCUGUGUGACUCGUACGUGCGCGUGUGGCUGCUGCCGGAGGACUCGUUCGCCAACGUGAUGAAGCCCAAGACCCAGACGCAUAACAAGAAUCUCUUCCCGCUGUACGACGAAAUGUUCCUCAUCCCCCUGAGCCACGAGCAGCGGCGCGUGCGCGACGGGCUGCUGCACUUCGUGAUCAAAGACAAGGACAUGUUCAGCAUGUCCAACGCGUUCGUGGGCGAGGCCUACCUCAGCUUCGGCGACGUGCCCGACACCGCCGCGCCCAUCUCCAGUCUGCAGCAACAGCACUUGCCGCUCACGAGGCCCAGUGCCAUAGAUGGGGACGCGAUAAAGGCGCUCGAAUCGCGGCAGGGCGACAAGCAAGCACGGGAGUUCCUCAAGAAACAGCGGCAGAAGAUGCCCGGCAAACAGUUCUUCUCUCUCAGUUGAGCAGACUAUGCCUUGUAAAUUGUCAAAUAUACCACUGAAUUACUCAAACGGUAAUAAUAUUAUUAGUUUAUUGACUAUCGAAUCGUAUGGAUUUUUAUAACACGCUAAUAAUAUUUAAUCUAAUACCGUUGAACCAUGUAAUCAAUUACAUGCGAAGUAGAGGUAUUUCAAAUUGAGCAGAGGGUACAUUGUAGCGGUUAACCGCUGAAAUUUCAAGUCGUGUAUACCUAUAUCGAUACUCCAAUAUUAAAUGAUAAACAGAUAUUACGAUUACACUAUAUAAAUAAAACUAUUGCACUAAAAGUGCCUGGAGGAGUCAACGUAGCCAAUAAAAUAUGUUCUAGCUAAUCGUUAACAGUACCUACCUACGCGAUAUUUUGUAGUAAAUACCUACUCGAAUUGUUAAACCUUGUCGUAUGAAACUGUUGUAAAAUUACUGUUUGAGCGCUUGGAUUUUAAUUUUGUUGUUUCAGAUUUAAAACAAUACCUAGAUCAUAUUUCCUUAAUAUUUCACAAGUUUUCCGUAAACCGGCUGUGUUCUAUGUGACAGAGUCUAACGUUAUAAUAACUUAUAAAGUAGGUAAUUAUAUAAAAUACUUACUAAGUUAACUUAAACUGUCUAAAACAAGUUGAUUAAUUCGAGAGAUUUAAGUAUUGAAACACAGUUAAUAAUGUAGAUACGCCAGCUACGAGAUACAUAUAAUAAAAUUCUGUUUUAAAAACCUACUUAUGUGUUUCAAAUACUUGUGACAUAAUUUAUUUUGUCAGUUGAAGAAAAUGAUUAGCUGGAUUGUUUUUACCGGUUUUAUGAUUUCCUCUUUAAUGCGAAUCAAAGUAUUUGUAUGCAAUAUUUUUCAUAAGCAAUAUAAAUAGGUACACGUGUGUUCUAUAGACUGAUAUAUUGUCUUAUGGUGAUUUCAAUGAAAUUUAGGGAUGAAUGUAAGUUUAAAAAGUUUGAAAAGAGCAUUUAAUAAUUUGGGCUCGGAAUCUCAGUUUGAAUUGUGGAUUUGGUAUGUUUUGUUUUUUUAGAUUGGCCUUCUGUAUACUCGUUGUAAUGUUUAUUCCUUUCUUCUUGAGUAGAUCCAGUUGGUAUAGUAUUAACGAAAAAACCUACUCCUGUUGAAAAAUAAUAUUUGAAUUAAUCACUCGCGAAAUGUAUAUUAAGUUUUAUUUAUGAUAUUCGACUUGGAUUUGGCUCUUUUUAUGUGAGUAUGUUUAGCUAGUAGGUAUAUAAAAAGAUGCCCUAAAUUAUUUACUUAUAUCGUUAAAAUAAAUAAGCUACCUAAGGCAAUAGAUUAAAAAAACUCCUUUACAUAAUUUUACUAAAGGGCGUAUGUAUAUAAGUCCCUUUAAUACCUAUUACUAAUAUUUUUAAAACAAAGCGAAUUAAAUAACGUUGUCGGGUUUACCAAAUAAAUGUGCUUGACGAAAAUUUUAUUUAACUGAUCACAGAGGCUCUACCUCGAACUACUUACUUCGGGCACUCGUUUAUUCAUCUUUCUAUCGGAGCCAAGAACAGAUAAGAAGAAUAAGAAUAGAUAGGAGAGGUAUAACGAAAUUUCGAUUUUUCGUUCCUGUGGUAGGUCCUAGGUGGUAGAUGUUUGCCAUAUUGUCGUUACCUAUCGCUAGAUCGCGUUCCGUUGUCGCUUUUGUCGUAUUUAAGACAAGAUUCUUACAGUUCAAUUCACUCAAAUCGAUAUGGCGCAUUUGGCAGAUACGACGACAUUAUUUAUUUAUUGUGUAUAAUUGUAAAUUGUACGAAUGUGAUAAGGGUGCAUGUAUCUAAGUGUUUACAAGUAGAAUCCUAUAGUCUGCGCAUGAGCUUCGAGGACUUGUAUGGAAUCCCCGCUUCCCUUUACAGCGACGAUCACACCCUCUCGCUUUUUUAGUCAAAAAAUCGUCUAAGCUCGUGCACAAACUCUAUUUUGCUUUUGACGAUCGAAAUGUAGAAACUUUUGUACUAAUACUUUUAUAGAAUACAAUAGUUUUAGUAGCGGCUAUGUUCUGUGAUAAAGAGAUGUGCCUUACUUUAUUUAUAUGCAUCUACUCGCUGAAAAGGCAUAUUUUCUUUUUAAUUUUUUUGGUUUUACUUCGCUAUGUAUGCA
This is a messenger RNA of Cydia splendana, 6699 nucleotides long. RefSeq names its product protein unc-13 homolog 4B (gene stac). The record is from RefSeq and is a predicted model, not a curated record. The coding region runs from base 74 to 4594 and encodes 1506 amino acids. The transcript has 20 exons. Gene Ontology annotation, cellular component: secretory vesicle. Lineage: Eukaryota; Metazoa; Arthropoda; Insecta; Lepidoptera; Tortricidae.